UUACGCGUAAACGUCCUCCCUCCACACCGGCCGGCUUGUUCUACUUGCAUCGUACUACACACUCACAUAGUUGGCCUCUGGAUGGUAUCCAGUAAUCACGAAUAACGCCAUGAACGAUGUAAAUAAUAUGCACAGCAAUGUCAUUUUAUAGUGAUAUAAUAUCAAUUCGUAAUCCGUGUAUACUGUCGGCAGACGACAGAUGCAUGGCGAUGUUUUCACGCGCUACGUUUAAUCGUUUAAAAAUAUUAUAACGGCGCAACUGAUGGGCUGUAUCAGCCGAGUUUUAUAAUAUCUAUUUCAUUGGUCAUAACAUACAAAACAAUAUGAUCGCAAGUUUGUUUCUAAAAUUUGCGUCGAUAACGGCCGUGUUGUUGGCCAGCAUUCAAGUGACUGCAGCGGUUGUCAACGACAGCUCCACAAAGAUCGUUAACCAAGGCAAAAAUCCUCGUUGGAAAACCUUAAGGUUGGUCCAUGCGGUUUUUAGGCAUGGAGAAAGAACGCCGGCUGAUACUUACCCGUUUGAUCCAUACGUAAAUUAUACGUGGAAACCGUACGGAUGGGGACAAUUAACUAAUGUUGGUAAGCGCCAUCAAUACGAAAUCGGGAAAUUCAUUCGAAAACGUUACAAUGGCUUUUUGGACUUAUUGUAUUCUCCUGAAAAAGUGACAUUUUGGAGCACUGACGUCGACAGGACUAAAAUGAGUGCUCAGCUUGUUGCCGCAGCUCUGUAUAAACCGGUCGGGACUCAACAGUGGCAUAAGCGAUUGGACUGGCAGCCAAUCCCUAUUCACGCAGAAAGCUUAAACGAAGAUCAAUUAUUGCUGGUGCGUAAGGUUUGUCCGCGUUAUCAUAUGGAAAGAAUGAAAAUCAUGAAUUCGACAUUGGUUCGUCAAGAAUUUGAGAAUUAUAAAAAUACUUUUGAUUAUUUGUCUCAAAACACUGGUAUGGUCAUUCAAGACCUUGAUGACGUCCAAUCAAUUUAUAGCACUUUAAAAGCUGAAGUAAGCGUAUCUAUGGCCCAGAUCAUAGAUGAAGACUUUGGAGUAAGCCUCCCAGAUUGGACUUCUAAAGUAUACCCGACUAAAUUGGCUCAUAUCACUGCCAGAAGUUUCAUACUAAAUGCGUAUAACGAACAAAUGAAAAAAUUGAAAGGAGGCCCAUUAUUAAAAAAGAUAUUGGAUGACAGUAAGUUCAAAAUGACUAAAAAUUCAAAUCAUCAACUAUACAGUUACGCUGGACACGACUCAACAUUGGCCAAUCUUUUAAUAACGUUAGGAGUAUGGGAUGAACAAAUUCCAACUUACAAUAUGUUAGCGUUACUGGAACUACACGAAACAGUUAAAGGACAUUUUUAUUUUAAGGUUUUUUUGCGUAAUGAUACUUCAUUAAAUCCCUACCGAUUAACUAUACCAGGAUGUAGAGAAUCUAAAUGCAGUAUAAAACAUUUUGAAGCCAUAUAUCAAAAUGUUUUACCGAAGAAUUUAAAUGAAGAGUGCAAUUGCACAACGCAGCAGUGUGUCAACAUAAAAAUAUUAGAUAAAGGUCCUUGAAAAUAAACAAUGAAAUAUUUUUAAAGAAAUGUAUAUUUUAAAUACAUUUUAAUAAAUGCUUAUAUUAUUUAAAAAUAAUAAUGAUAAGUAUUUGGUAUUAGGAUUUGUACCUAUUUAUUGUUAUAAAAUAGUACAUAAUUUCUUGGAAGUCAAUUACCAUUUCCAUAAUAAUUUAAAAAGUUAAUUAAAUCCAUCCGUUUUUAUGCCGAUAUAAUAAUAAAAAAUAUAAAUAUUUUUUCAAGUAGUAUUGUUGAAAAUUUCAAUUGGUUGGAUUUAUUUCUUUGGAAUAUAUUUUUAAUAAAUUAAAAAAUAUGUACAAAAUAA
This is a messenger RNA of Adelges cooleyi (spruce gall adelgid), 1874 nucleotides long. RefSeq names its product prostatic acid phosphatase-like. The record is from RefSeq and is a predicted model, not a curated record. Gene Ontology annotation, biological process: dephosphorylation. The coding region runs from base 324 to 1550 and encodes 408 amino acids. Gene Ontology annotation, molecular function: phosphatase activity. NCBI's taxonomy places the organism in Eukaryota, Metazoa, Arthropoda, Insecta, Hemiptera, Adelgidae. The transcript is spliced from 7 exons.